AACUUUGCCCGUGUACCAAGCCCCGGACGCUGUCCCGCUGCAGAGCGGUAAGCGGGACCCCGCUUGGGCCCUGCGCCUGUCCCCGAGGGGCGCUGAGUUCCCGGGCGCUGGGAGGGACAGGGAGGGACAAUUGUCGCUUCCCCCAGCGGUUCCCCCCGGCCGCCAGCCCUGUGUGCUGUUGGUCACGAGUGCGGAGAGCGGCGGAGCGGGAGGCGCGGCCGGAGUGCCUCGGGAUGAGCGGGGGGACGGACGGGAGCCAGCUGGACAUGAUGGACCACCUUGCAAACACAGAGAUCAACAGCCAGCGCAUCGCUGCAGUGGAAAACUGCUUUGGGGCUUCUGGGCAGCCCUUAGCCUUGCCAGGCAGGGUGCUCCUGGGAGAAGGGAUUUUAACCAAGGAAUGCCGCAAGAAGCCAAAGCCUCGCAUAUUCUUCCUUUUCAACGACAUCCUGGUCUACGGCAGCAUCAUCAUCAACAAAAGGAAGUACAACUCCCAGCACAUCAUCCCCCUUGAAGACGUCACUCUGGAGACGCUGCCGGACACCCUGCAGAUGAAGAACCGCUGGAUGAUUAAAACCUCCAAGAAGUCCUUUGUGGUGUCCGCAGCCUCCCUGACGGAGAGGAAGGAGUGGAUCAGCCACCUGGAGGAGUGCAUCAAGCACCUGCUGAGCAAGACGGGCCGGCAGCCCUGCAGGGAGCCCGCGGCUCCCUGGAUCCCAGACAAGGCCACGGACAUCUGCAUGCGCUGCACGCACACCAAGUUCUCCACGCUCACCCGCAGGCACCACUGCCGCAAGUGCGGCUUCGUCGUGUGCGCCGACUGCUCCCGGCAGAGGUUCCUGAUGCCCCGGCUGUCCCCCAAGCCCCUGAGGGUCUGCAACCUGUGCUACAGGCAGCUGCUGGCAGAGAAGAAGAAGGAGGCAGAGGCGGAUCGCAGGCAGACGGAGCCCAUCCCCUCUGCCAUGCAGGGCUACGAACCCUCCAGCGGCGAUGACAGCGACAAGUCUGACGAUGAGAAAGCUGAGCAGUGGCCAGCUGACACAGAGUUCUAUACCUCACAGGUAUCCUGGUCAUCUUUCCACAGCUGACCUUCCUGGGAGUUGGUGGCAUUUAAACACUGGGAAGCCAACCUCUGGCCUCCAGUGCGUGUCCUUCUCCAUGAUUUCUCUGAAGGCCGUGCCUAGGCAGGUGGGUCUUGGCCCCUGUGUGUGGUGUCAGAGCUGAGACAAGGUUUCCCCUCUGAGAACGUCUCAUACGAUCACAGAGAGCACAGAGAGAACAGCUCAGUGAAGAGCACUGAGGACUGGGGCAGCACCCUGUGGAUCAGUCUUGUCCAAAUGAGCUCACCUUCAGUGCCUUAUUCUUCCUCUCUGCUAAAACAUCUCUUGUUUGAAAUGUUUUGAGAUUGGCUCUUGAGGAGGAAAAGGAGCAUGAAAUCCCAGAGCUGAACACAUUGGCCUGCUCACGGUUUGUUCCUCACGGCAAGGGCCACUCUGGGUAUCACUUUCCAUGAGCAUUCUGAGAUUCUCACUGCAGGCAUGCCAGCCUGAGGGAAUAGCUGCUCAUCCCUGCACAGUGCAGCCAGCACUGGAUUCCCUGUCUUCUCAAGGCUGGAAACACUAAGAGAAUGGUACUUGGAAUGCAGGGAGCUUGUGUGGGGCUCAGUGUGAGCCUCAGCAAAGCAUGGAACAUCCAGCUCUCUCUGAUGGAUAGAGGCCAGGCCAGUGGUAUUGGGCCUCUGUACCAGGAGGAGGGAGGGGAGGGCAAAGGGACAGGGAAAAUUACCCUGAGCAGUGAAAUAUGGUGGGAGAGAGGUACUGCAGUUCACUCAACUGAGCCCAGAUCUCAAACACAGGCAGUUAUACCAGAUUACUAGAAACUUGAAAUAUCAAGCCUAUCAGGUAAAGGGAGAGCCCAGGGAAGACUUGUUAAAAGUCUGUGAAAAUCCAGGGAAAAGCCCCAAAUUAAGAUCCUGUGAAGUACAGCACUUCAGCUUCCCCUUCCCUCCUGGGCUGCUGCCCAAGGCAUCGGAUUCUCACUUGUGGGCUCACCUCCUGCCUUAUCAGUCUCACAAGUCCAAAGUUAAGGUCCUUUAUGUACUUCAAGGAUGGGAGCCAAAGACUUUACAGUUUACUUGAGAUCAACUUUAAAGUUCAAAUUCAGUUAGAAAUAAACUGUGUUUAUUCAAGUAUUCUAUCAUAAUGUAGCAAGGGAGUAAAUAUAGGGGAAAUCAGACAACAGCAAUUGUUUUGCAGCAGACAUUUCUACAAACUCCAUUAUUACUUUUAGUAUAUUUUUGAAUUGUGUAUUUUGUGGUCUGGAAAAGCAACAUGGCUGGGAAUACACUGCCAAUGCUGUAAAAUGUUUCCUUGCCAUGACCUGUUACAAGCAGAGCAUUGCUUGACAGGUGGCCAUGUGUUUUUUUAAAUUUCAGUUCAAGAUAAUUAUUCUUACUCCUCUCUUUUAUAAACUGCUACUGUUCCAGUGAAUUUGUAUCACUUGACUGUGUGUGAAUAAAGAUACUGCCAACAGGAA
Serinus canaria (Common canary) is the source of this 2535-nucleotide messenger RNA. RefSeq names its product pleckstrin homology domain-containing family F member 1. The coding region runs from base 234 to 1088 and encodes 284 amino acids. NCBI's taxonomy places the organism in Eukaryota, Metazoa, Chordata, Aves, Passeriformes, Fringillidae. The transcript is spliced from 2 exons. Gene Ontology annotation, molecular function: metal ion binding; phosphatidylinositol binding. The record is from RefSeq and is a predicted model, not a curated record.